Molecule: messenger RNA, 4036 nt
Organism: Lepisosteus oculatus (spotted gar)
Lineage: Eukaryota; Metazoa; Chordata; Actinopteri; Semionotiformes; Lepisosteidae
Gene: man1a2
Product: mannosidase, alpha, class 1A, member 2
Biological process (GO): mannose trimming involved in glycoprotein ERAD pathway; carbohydrate metabolic process
Cellular component (GO): Golgi membrane; extracellular exosome; endoplasmic reticulum
Molecular function (GO): mannosyl-oligosaccharide 1,2-alpha-mannosidase activity; calcium ion binding
Source: RefSeq, a predicted model, not a curated record
AUGGGAUGCUGGAGGACUGAGAGGAGGAGGAGCAGCCGCAUCAACAACAUCUCCGAUGGAGGGGAUACCGUUUUAAUGAGAGAAGGGAAAAGAAAGAGGCGGGGGGGAUAGAUAAGUGUCCGCCUAGCAGGGCAUAUUGGAAAGGAGGUCGGGAAAGGGCCGGUACCGCCAGGGGGAGGAGAGGGGGGUGUACAUGCACACGUCCGCCCGGGCUGACCGCUUGCGCUGGACGGGGGAGCCGGGCGGUCCGUCUCAGGCGGCUCCUCGGAGAGAUACAGAGAUACAGAGACAAAGAUACGGAGACUCUGGCACGGAAGAGCAGUCUGGUGGCGCACCUGUGCGGGUUUCUCUCUCUCUCUCUCGUUUUUUCCUCCCCCCUCCUCUCCUCAGUCCAGCGUGUUGUUUGAAUGCAUUUGCAGCGGGGCUGAGCCGCCGGUACCUGCUGAUCGGGCCUGUUGGAGGUCCGUCUCCCCAUGUAACAGAGCAGCCCGGCUCAGCGCUUCGCCCUCUCGCCACACAUUCCCCUAGUACUGCUUUUUGUGUGUGAGUGUGUGUUUAGCUCCUCUAGAGAUGUGAGAGUCGCCUGCCUCCCCCCCCCCUUUUUAAAAAAGAGAACCGCUGAUCAUUUUAGUUUUGAAACGACAUUUCUUUCGCGGGGUGACAGGCUUGCUGUCUCAACGACUGCUGCGGACGUGAACCGAUGUCUUUUCUCGGUUUGGGUUUCGGUAAUAACUUCAGUUUCGGACGAGACCAACCUGCGGAUGAGUAUGGAUCGCGGUCUGAUUUGCACGAAUACGCGGCCGCCUCUCCGCUGAAGGGGGACACAUUGCGCCAGCGAAGGGGCGAGAAUGCAACCCGUCUGAAAAUCUAGCCUGCCCCACCGGGAUGAGAUAAUACAGGCGGCACCGGGGGAACACGAACGAUUUGAUAUUUAUUCUGUCCUCGAUUUAAAGAAAACAGACAGACAGAGACAAAAGAAAGACAGAGGCGCGCACCAUGACCACGCCGGCCCUGCUGCCGCUGUCCGGGAGAAGGAUACCCACCCUCGCCCCCGGCUCGUCCUCUUUCCCGCACCACCGGGCCACCCUGCGCCUCUCCGAGAAGUUCAUCCUGCUCCUCAUCCUCAGUGCCUUCAUCACCCUCUGCUUCGGGGCCUUCUUCUUCCUCCCCGACUCCUCGAAGCACAAGCGCUUCGACCUGGGGCUGGAAGACGUGCUCAUCCCGCACAUCGACUCCGGCAGGGAGGGCAGGCACCCGGGGCAGCAGAUCAUCCACGGGCAGGGAGGGCAGGACGCGCACCGCCACAGGGAGGAGGAGGAGAGCCUGAGGAACAAGAUCCGCGCGGAUCACGAGCGGGCCCUGGAGGAGGCCAAGGAGAAGCUGAAGAAGUCCCGCGAGGAGCUGAGGGCCGAGAUCCAGACGGAGAAAAACAAGGUGGCGCAGGACCUCAAGAAGAAGGACAGCAAGCAGCUGCCACCCGUGCCCAUGCCCAAGCUGGUGGGCAUCCAUGAUGGCGAUCCAGGGGAUCCUGAUGUCAAAGAGAAGCGAGACAAAAUCCGAGAGAUGAUGAAGCAUGCCUGGGACAAUUACAGACAGUAUGGCUGGGGACACAAUGAGCUCAAACCUCUUGCCAAGAAAGGACAUUCCACCAAUAUCUUUGGGAAUUCCCAAAUGGGAGCAACAAUUGUUGAUGCCUUAGACACACUCUACAUCAUGGGCCUUCACGACGAAUUCAAAGAUGGACAGGAAUGGAUUGAGCAGAACCUGGACUUCAGUGUGAAUGCCGAGGUGUCCGUCUUUGAAGUGAAUAUCCGAUUUAUCGGCGGACUGCUGGCAGCCUAUUACCUGUCUGGGCAGGAGGUCUUCAAGAUCAAAGCUGUCCAGCUGGCAGAGAAGCUGCUGCCGGCUUUUAACACCCCCACGGGCAUCCCCUGGGCGAUGGUCAACCUGAAAAGCGGAGUUGGCAGGAACUGGGGCUGGGCGUCGGCGGGCAGCAGUAUCCUGGCGGAGUUCGGGACUCUCCACAUGGAGUUCGUGCAUCUCACCUACCUGACUGGCGACCCAGCCUACUACAACAAAGUCAUGCAUAUUCGAAAGCUGCUGCAGAAAAUGGACAGGCCCAAUGGUCUCUAUCCAAACUACCUGAACCCAAGAACUGGGCGCUGGGGACAACAUCACACCUCUGUGGGAGGACUGGGCGACAGCUUCUAUGAAUACUUACUAAAAGCCUGGCUGAUGUCAGACAAAACUGACAAUGAAGCAAGAACAAUAUACGAUGAUGCCAUUGAGGCUAUCGAGAAGCACUUGAUUCGGAAAUCGAACGGGGGGCUGACCUUUAUCGGGGAGUGGAAGAACGGCCACCUGGAACGGAAGAUGGGCCACCUGACGUGCUUCGCAGGCGGGAUGUUUGCUCUGGGGGCCGACGGCUCGCCGGGGGACAAGGCAGGGCACUACCUCCAGCUGGGCGCCGAGAUCGCGCACACCUGUCACGAGUCCUACGACAGGACAGUGUUAAAGCUGGGUCCAGAGGCAUUCAAAUUUGACAGCGGUCUGGAGGCAGUCGCAGUCAGACAGAAUGAAAAGUACUACAUUCUGCGCCCUGAGGUGAUCGAGACCUACUGGUACAUGUGGAGGUUCACACACGACCCCAAAUAUCGUCAGUGGGGCUGGGAGGCAGCACAGGCUAUUGACAAGUACUGCCGGGUCAGCGGAGGAUUCUCCGGAAUCAAAGAUGUUUACUCUUCCACUCCAGCGUAUGACGACGUUCAACAGAGCUUCUUCCUGGCGGAAACACUGAAGUAUCUGUACCUCCUGUUCUCCAGCGACGACCUGUUACCUUUCGAGAACUGGGUCUUCAACACAGAGGCUCACCCCUUGCCUAUACUGCACUUGGGAAACACAAGCCUGACAGGCAGCCAGCCCCUGCGAUAGGACUUGCUGCUGUAGUGUUUGCAAGAGGACCACCCUUGGCCAUUAAAGUGAUGCAAAAACUAAAAAAAACAACAGAAUAAAGUCUAUGAAACUCUUUACAAAGGGACUGCAGGAUUCUGUAGGGCGAAGAUCUUAAUUUUUCAUGUCCUCCAGAUUGGCAUUCAGGGUCAGAGCAGCUGCAUUUGACAAAUUCCAUUUUUUAAACCUGACCAAACUUUUUAAGGACAACAGCGGGUGUUGUUAAUGGAUGUGGAUUUGUUUCCUCCCUUCCAGCUCCUGAACAAGGAUUCUGUGACGUUUAUUGAUGUUUUUUGAAUGCCUACCGGAACACGUGAAUAGAAACAAACAGGGUCAUUUUUACUCUCUGUGUCCGAGUAGCCUGGCAUGGGGCAGCGCUGACUAAACCUAUUUUUAGUGUCACUUCGGUGGGAGCAGAGGUCAGAGAUUUUUUUUUCCAGUAUUCUUCGUAGUCAGUCGAGAUUAAAAUAGAGCUGAACAACCUGAACCAGUACAGUAGCAUCUUAGCAUUGUCGUACACUGCACUUCUACAGUUUCUUUUUAUUCUGAAGAACAACAUAAAACGAACGCAAAUGACCAUCUAAUGAGCCUGGCCGUCACAUGGCAACUACUGUACAGUUGCAUUAUUAAUUUAUUUUCCAUAUCUUCAUGGCUGAUCUUGUUACCCCCUCAUUCUUCCCUGGAAUGAAAACGGAGAGAAACGCAGCUUCUUUGUCCUGGUUAUCCCGGGCCUUUGUGUUCGGACUGGAGACAUUGUUCCACUUCCCCUUUGCAGUCAUGAAGUUUGUGCUGAUCGUGACGCUCUUCCUGAUCUGCAGCUGUGUUGGGAACGAGAGCCCAGCUCGGAACUUUUCUCCCUCUGCGCUGGCUCCAGAAGGCAUGCUGGGUAAUUGUCCGCCGGGAGGAAGACUUAUCUGAACGCCACUGGCCGCCAUCAAAGUUGUUCUGCAACUUUUCCCUCUUUUGUCCAUUCUAUGGUCAUUUUUAAAUUUGCUCUGCUUUUAUCUGAAGAAAAAAAGGUUUUUAUCCCUCUGUUGGAAAUUUUACGUGUUAUUAUGUUGACAAAUAAAAAGGAAUGUUCAAGAAG